AUGGUUCUUCUUCACGGGCGUCUCUUUUCCAGGCCACCAAUUCUUCUACAUUUUUCAAAGUUCCGCUUCCCUUGCACGCCGACUUACGCCCUGUGUAAAUCCCAUAUCUUGAUAUUCCCCUAUUCUUCUGAUUCAGCUCGCUCAAACUCGCGUAAUGAUCCCGAUUACUUGGACCAUCUUCUUCAACAAUGCAUCAAUUGUAGGAAUGAUUUUAGUUACGAGAAACCAGUUAAACAAAUACACGCACAACUAUUAAUUACAGCUUCAUUGUUCUCCGCUUUCUUAUCUGCUCGACUCAUUACUGUUUAUUCCAAGAUAAGUCUUUUGAAUGAAGCCCGAAAAGUAUUCAGUACCGGGCCAGAAGGUUGCUUUUCUAAUUCACUAUUUUGGAACUCAAUUUUGCGUGCUAAUAUUUCGGUUUUUGAAUACAGUGAGACUCUUGAAUUGUACCUUCGGAUGCGUGCACUUGGUUUUCAGCCUGAUGGGUUUGGUUUUCCGUUGAUUAUAAGGGCCUGUGCGAUGAAGGGUGAUGUUAUGUUAUGUAAAAUUGUUCAUUGUCAUGUUUUGGAAAUGGGUUUUGGAAAUGUCCUGCAUGUUUGUAAUGAACUGUUGGGAAUGUAUGGGAAGAUUGGGCUGAUGGAGAAUAGUUGUCAAGUGUUUGAUAGAAUGCCUGUGAGGUCUCAUGUUUCUUGGAACACCAUGGUCUCGGGUUUUGCGAGUAAUUAUGAUUGUGAUCAGGCAUUUUGGAUGUUUACAAGGAUGAAGAAUGAAGGAAUGGAGCCUAACUCUGUGACAUGGACUUCAAUGCUCUCUAGUUUUGCUAGGUGCGGGUUUGAGGAUAAGACGUGGAAAUUUUACGUUUUGAUGAGACAGAAAGGGGUUAAUGCUACUGCUGAAUCGCUUGCUGUUGUUAUAUCAGUCUGUGCUGACAGUGGCUUCGAAGGGUUUCAGAAAGGUGAAAUUGUUCAUGGGUAUGUGAUGACUGGUGGUUUUGACAAAUACGUGUUUGUGAGGAACUCUCUUAUACAUAUGUAUGGGAAAAAUGGUGUUGUAGAAGAAGCAGAAUAUUUGCUUGCUGGAUUGGAGUCGAAGAGUAUUGUGAGCUGGAACGCAUUGAUAUCUUCCUAUGCUGAGUCCGGAUUGUGUGACGAGGCUUUCUCAGUGUUUUUGCGGUUGGAAAAUGGAGAUAUAUGUUCAAUGGGAAGGCCAAAUGUGGUGAGAGGUGGGAGGAUUCUGCAAGGCGGAAAUCCUUUGCAGGCUUCAGGACAGACGGACCUUAGCUAUCUUGUGAAGUCCGUAUGUGGAUCCGAUCAAAGUAACCUGGAAAGCAGACUGCUCAAGAUAGCAGCGUGUUCAUGGCAUCAGCAAGAUACACUUAAAAAGAGCGUUGGCAAUCUCAUCAUCUGUUCUAAUGCUGCUAAAUUUCUCCAUUUUGCAUUUCUCAAGGUUGAUCUCUCCGCCAAGGAUGGAAAGUUUGACAAAUUGGGAUUCUUUUUGAAAUUGGAUCAAGCGGUAGAAUCAGAAUACUAG
Messenger RNA from Fraxinus pennsylvanica, 1530 nucleotides. NCBI's taxonomy places the organism in Eukaryota, Viridiplantae, Streptophyta, Magnoliopsida, Lamiales, Oleaceae. The record is from the annotation of a GenBank genome assembly.